AUGUCUCCCACAGCCCCCAGCCACGGUCAAAAGGAGGGCGGCGACUUCACCUCCAACGAGGGUAUCCACGGCGAGAACCAGCCCACCAGAUCCGAGAACACCAGCGCUGGCCGCAACACCUCUUCCGCUCCCAGCUCCGGCUCUGCUUCCAAGUCUUCCGGAACUACCUCACAGUCCAGCGGCUCUGCUCCAGAGUCUCUGGCUGGCUCUGCUCCCAGCUAUGUCAACAACCAGUACAUCAAGGAGUCUGGCCCUCACGGCAAGAACCUGAAGGAGGGUAUUGACGAUUCGAACACCAAGGAUGGUCUCAAGAAGGCUUUGGAGUCUGAGCCUGGUAGCCAGGAUGAUCCCAGCCGACUUGCUGAGCAACAGUUCCAACAGAACCAGACUGCCGCUGGUCGGGAUGCUGGUCCUAAGCAGAGUGAGCUUGAGGGCAAGACUGCUUUCGAUGCUCUUAACAACGAGACUUCCUCUUAA
Messenger RNA from Fusarium redolens, 477 nucleotides. RefSeq lists its product as uncharacterized. The transcript is spliced from 2 exons. Lineage: Eukaryota; Fungi; Ascomycota; Sordariomycetes; Hypocreales; Nectriaceae. The record is from RefSeq and is a predicted model, not a curated record. The coding region runs from base 1 to 477 and encodes 158 amino acids.